Molecule: messenger RNA, 3735 nt
Organism: Cavia porcellus (domestic guinea pig)
Lineage: Eukaryota; Metazoa; Chordata; Mammalia; Rodentia; Caviidae
Gene: Large1
Product: LARGE xylosyl- and glucuronyltransferase 1
Exons: 15
Coding region: 309-2588 (759 amino acids)
Biological process (GO): protein O-linked glycosylation via mannose
Cellular component (GO): Golgi apparatus
Molecular function (GO): glucuronosyltransferase activity; xylosyltransferase activity
Source: RefSeq, a predicted model, not a curated record
UGGAGCGGGGAGGAGGAACAGUUGGAAAAGGGACACGCGGCUCGCAAAACAUAAAAACGAUCCCUUGUUUUCCAAGGUCCGGGCCGGGCUGUUGUGGGAGGCGCGCUGAGCUCAACUUGCACAUUGCUGGUCUCUAGGAUGUCGCCUGCUCUUUCAUCCCUGAGCUGCCUCCUGCACGCGGCGACGCCUGCGAGAACUGCAGGCACCAAGCGUCCCGGCGCCGGCACGAAAGUAUUAUGAGGGAGGCCGAGGACACCACGCCCCGGACAGAGACGCGGCCCUGGGACUAGCAGAGCACUUCCGGGAGGAUGCUGGGCGUCUGCAGGGGGAGGCGGAAGUUCCUGGCGGCCUCGCUCACCCUGCUGUGCAUCCCGGCCCUCACCUGGGUCUACCUGUUCGCCGGGAGCUUCGAAGAUGGGAAGCCCGUGUCACUGUCCCCGCUGGAGUCCCAGGCCCACAGCCCCCGGUCCCCAGCCUCCAGCCCCCGGGAGCGCGAGGGCUUGGAGGCCAGGGUGCGAGAGGUGGAGGAGGAAAACCGGGCCCUGCGUCGCCAGCUCAGCCUGGCCCGGGGCCGCCCGCCCGCCCCCCGCCGCGGCAACCACACGGGCACCUACUCGGUGGAGGAGGGCACCGGCGACAGCGAGAGCCUGCGUGCGGGCAUCGUGGCCGGCAACAGCUCUGAGUGCGGGCAGCAGCCGGCCGUGGAGAAGUGCGAGACAAUCCACGUCGCCAUCGUCUGUGCCGGAUACAACGCCAGCCGGGAUGUGGUUACCUUGGUCAAGUCCGUCCUCUUCCACAGGCGGAACCCCCUACAUUUCCACCUCAUCGCCGACUCCAUCGCAGAGCAGAUCCUGGCCACCCUCUUCCACACCUGGAUGGUGCCCGCUGUGCGUGUGGACUUCUACAAUGCGGAUGAGCUCAAGUCUGAAGUUUCCUGGAUCCCCAACAAGCACUACUCCGGGAUCUACGGCCUCAUGAAGCUCGUCCUCACCAAGACGCUCCCCGCCAACCUGGAGCGAGUCAUCGUCCUGGACACCGACAUCACCUUCGCCACCGACAUCGCGGAGCUGUGGGCCGUGUUCCACAAGUUCAAAGGGCAGCAGGUCCUGGGCCUGGUGGAGAACCAGAGCGACUGGUACCUUGGGAACCUGUGGAAAAACCACCGCCCGUGGCCGGCGCUCGGAAGGGGCUACAACACAGGGGUGAUCUUGCUGCUGCUGGACAAGCUACGCAAGAUGAAGUGGGAACAGAUGUGGAGACUGACAGCUGAGCGCGAGCUCAUGGGCAUGCUGUCCACGUCCCUGGCGGACCAGGAUAUAUUCAACGCAGUCAUCAAGCAGAACCCCUUCCUGGUGUACCAGCUCCCCUGCUUCUGGAACGUGCAGCUCUCCGACCACACCCGCUCCGAGCAGUGCUACCGGGACGUGUCGGACCUGAAGGUCAUCCACUGGAACUCGCCCAAGAAGCUCCGGGUGAAGAACAAGCACGUGGAGUUCUUCCGCAACCUCUACCUGACCUUCCUGGAGUACGACGGCAACCUGCUGCGCCGCGAGCUCUUCGGCUGCCCCAGCGAGGCCGGCGUGGCGGACGCCAGCAGCAAGGACCUCCAGAAGCAGCUGUCGGAGCUGGACGAGGACGACCUGUGCUAUGAGUUCCGGCGGGAGCGCUUCACGGUGCACCGCACCCACCUGUACUUCCUGCACUACGAGUACGAGCCGGCCGCGGACAGCACCGACGUCACGCUGGUGGCCCAGCUGUCCAUGGACAGGCUCCAGAUGCUCGAGGCCAUCUGCAAGCACUGGGAGGGGCCCAUCAGCCUGGCCCUGUACCUGUCGGACGCCGAGGCCCAGCAGUUCCUGCGCUACGCGCAGGGCUCCGAGGUGCUCAUGGGCCGCCACAACGUGGGCUACCACAUCGUGUACAAGGAGGGCCAGUUCUACCCCGUGAACCUGCUGCGCAACGUGGCCCUGAAGCACAUCCGCACGCCAUACAUGUUCCUGUCCGACAUUGACUUCCUGCCCAUGUACGGGCUCUAUGAGUACCUCAGGAAGUCUGUCGUCCAGCUGGACCUCGCCAACACCAAGAAGGCGAUGAUCGUGCCUGCAUUCGAGACGCUGCGCUACCGGCUUUCCUUUCCUAAGUCCAAGGCGGAGCUGCUGUCCAUGCUGGACAUGGGGACCCUCUUCACGUUCAGGUACCACGUCUGGACAAAAGGCCACGCACCCACAAACUUUGCCAAGUGGCGGACUGCCACCACGCCUUACCGGGUGGAGUGGGAGGCCGAUUUCGAGCCGUACGUCGUCGUGAGACGGGACUGCCCUGAGUACGACCGCAGGUUCGUGGGCUUCGGCUGGAACAAGGUGGCCCACAUCAUGGAACUAGACGCACAGGAGUAUGAGUUCAUCGUGCUGCCCAACGCCUACAUGAUCCACAUGCCCCACGCUCCCAGCUUCGACAUCACCAAGUUCCGCUCCAACAAGCAAUACCGCGUGUGUCUCAAGACACUCAAGGAAGAAUUCCAGCAGGACAUGUCCCGCCGCUAUGGCUUUGCCGCCCUGAAAUAUCUCACGGCCGAGAACAAUAGCUAGCGUCUGGGAAAGCCACUGCCAGGGACAGACACGCCGUGGGGGACAGCCACACCCGCCGCCUCGGCCCGCUGGUGCCCAGCCUUCCAGGUCACAGUCAGCAGCCCUUCUUCGGUUUGUUUUUCUUGUCUUCUGGCUCCACCAAGCUGCUGUCACCACAAUCUUAGACCAGGGUCCAGCAGCCUCUCUCUGCAGCUCAGAAUACAGGACAACAGCGCAGUGGCACCAGUGGCUUGGAGAAAGGGAUGUGGAAGGGGAGAGCGGGCGAGGGCUCCUCGCACUGCGGAGCCAAGACCCAGGCCGGGCGCGUGGACGAACGUGGGCCUGUGCAGGCCUGGGGCGGGAGAGGCGGCGGCGGGGUGCUGGGCACCAGCACCCCAGGAGGUCAGAAUGAGGCGGGGCUUCCCUGAGGAAACCAUCCUGGGUUCUCGGAGUGCAGCGGGUCAGGACACAGGCCAAGGGUGUGGCACAGCCAUCGGGAAAAGUCCCCGGUCGUGGCGCCCACCUGCCGGGACCUGGAGGAGGGUUGACGGGUUCUUUAUCCUCAAAGCCACUCUUGUUUUGUUUCAUUUUGUUUUAGUUUGGGGGAUUUGGUUUUAUUUUUAGUCUGGGAAUCCAAAAUGGAAAAGCUGGCUCUUUAAGGCUGUAGAGGAAAAUCCUCCACCUCCACCUGCUCCUCCAUCAGGGCACGGGGAAACGAGUCCCCACAGAGCCUGAGAUUCGGCCGGUCCUCCAGGUCAGUGCCAGAGCCUGGAACUCAGGAUUUCCCGUGCCGAGGGGGCACAGGCAGUGAGGCCUUGGGGACAGUGACCAAUCCUCAAGGGGAGGGCGUGGGAGGCACGACACGGAGGGGAGCCUACUCCGGUUCCAGGGGCCUGGCUCUGGAGACUGGCAGGCCGUGGGGGCUGCAAGAGUCUGGAGACCAGCAGUGGAGGGGGUCCUCACCUCCGUCUCCUCAAGCCCUGACGGCGACAGCACCCUCAGCUGCACAGACGAGGGGACACUGGACUUCCUCCCUGUCCCAUGCUCCUCACGUUCAUGUCGCGUUUACACUGACGGGAAGAGCGCGCCCUCCACUGCGGGGCUGUCUGUAUCAAGUUGCCAUGUGACCAGCGAAAGCUGCAUUCAAUAAACGGAAGUUCAGACUGUU